AUGCUACAAUCCAUCACCUGGCCCUUCGACGAUGAUGUCGACUUUGAUACCGCCGACCUCAUCCUUCGGUUGCAACUGGAAGAUGUGGAAGACAUUCGAAGCAGAGCCAAGGGCAAACAACGCGUCGACGCCGACCUCGAUGAUUCUCAGUUGGCGCUGUCCCUGAUGGAAUCAAACCUCCUGUCCACGAAACGACUUAUCGCCGAUAGGCACAUGUCUCAGAGCAUUGCUACGGCAGUCAGAAUCGAUGGUCCAGUGAUUGCACAAUCAAUGCAGCAAGAAGAGAUCGCAGUUGGAGACCGUAACUUGGCCCGCCGGAUGGGUGGAAUGAGCAAUGUCACACAUGCCAAUCAAUGUGGUGGUUCCAGCUCUGGAGAAAUAAAUGACAAAAUCCUGUCGAAACUCGCUGGGAUGUACAUGUUUGAUGAUGACGGUGAUGCAGAUACUGGUGGUGCGUGUCUUCAAAAUACCGGAUCAAACGUCGAAGAAGGUUCAAGUGCGGGAGAAAGCUCAGUCCAAGCGUCUUCUCGAAAUUUCAUGUCUCGGGAGAUAGUCUGUGAAGCUUGCCGCGAACCCAAGAAACAAUGUGAGGUCAUGGAAAAUGAAUGUUCUCACGCCUAUUGCAAGCAGUGCCUGCAGGAAUUGUUCGAUCUGUCUACCCGAGACGAGUCGUUGUUCCCGCCUCGAUGCUGCAAGGAACCCAUCCCUUUGGACGACGCGCGGAUAUUUCUCACCAAAGAACUCUUGGACCGCUUCGGGAGGGCAAGGAUCGAAUUCGAAACGACGAAUAGAACUUAUUGUUUUCGCAAAACCUGUUCAGCCUUCAUCCCCAGCGACUCCAUCGCAGGCGACGUAGCAACUUGUCCACAGUGCCUGACAGAGACAUGUGCCAUCUGCAAGGAUGGUGCUCAUUAUGGAGACUGUCCGGAGGAUACAACUCUGCAAGAGAUAUUGGCAGCUGCGACUGAGAAUGGAUGGCAGCGUUGCUACUCAUGUCGUCGCCUCGUCGAGCUUGAGGUUGGCUGCAAUCACAUGACAUGCCGAUGUGGUGCUGAGUUUUGCUACCUGUGUGGUGAGCGAUGGAAGCAUUGUACCUGUCCGCAGUGGAACGAGGAGCGGCUGCUCGCGCGAGCGAAUGCGAUUGUCGAUCGUGACCUUCCUCACAUGGAUGUUGCCGAUCCGAUUCGUAGAAACAGAGUUGCAGAUGCAACUGAGAUGCUUAGGACAGGACACAACUGCCAGCAUACUAGCUGGAGAUACAUUGCAGGAUCCCACAGAUGUGAGGAAUGUUUCCACAAUCUGCCUCACUACAUCUUCGAAUGUCGUCAAUGUCGGAUUCGGGCUUGUAAUAGGUGUAAACGAAACCGCCUGUGA
Molecule: messenger RNA, 1374 nt
Organism: Exophiala spinifera
Lineage: Eukaryota; Fungi; Ascomycota; Eurotiomycetes; Chaetothyriales; Herpotrichiellaceae
Exons: 2
Coding region: 1-1374 (457 amino acids)
Biological process (GO): positive regulation of proteasomal ubiquitin-dependent protein catabolic process; ubiquitin-dependent protein catabolic process; protein polyubiquitination
Cellular component (GO): ubiquitin ligase complex; cytoplasm
Molecular function (GO): ubiquitin protein ligase activity; zinc ion binding; ubiquitin conjugating enzyme binding
Source: RefSeq, a predicted model, not a curated record